Histoplasma capsulatum G186AR is the source of this 690-nucleotide messenger RNA. RefSeq lists its product as uncharacterized. Gene Ontology annotation, molecular function: acyltransferase activity, transferring groups other than amino-acyl groups. The transcript is spliced from 2 exons. The coding region runs from base 1 to 690 and encodes 229 amino acids. The record is from RefSeq and is a predicted model, not a curated record. Lineage: Eukaryota; Fungi; Ascomycota; Eurotiomycetes; Onygenales; Ajellomycetaceae.
AUGGCAUUCUCGAUAUCGCCCGUCGAAACUGAGGACGUGGAUUCGCUCGCCCGAAAAGUCGAAUUUCCUGCUCAUCAAGGCAACCUACUCUAUCGCUUGAUGUUCCCGCGCUCGAAGGAGCAGAGAGAAGACCAAAUCAGAUGGACGAUUGAUGGGCUUCCUGAGACAGUUCAUCAAGAGGAUGAAGCUCUGUACAAGGCGUGUGGAGAAGAUGGAUCGCCUGUCGGACUUAUAGGCUGGACUACUAGUCCAGGAGCCUUUGCAAAGGGAAUGAAAAGUAGGGAUCACAUUGACAGUGGCCGGGUGGUUAGGUCUGGAGCGAAGCAAGGACCAAAGCCGAAAAAAAGGAACAGCUUUAAUCCUCCCUCUUUGGAUGUAACAUCGUGGCUUGUUAUUUCAAAAAGGCUCAGGGAAGAGAGGCAAAGAGUUCUUCGGGGCUGCCAAGGCAAUGCAAUAUGCCGAAUCACCUUCAUGGCUGUGGAUCCAAAUCAUCAAUGUCAAGGUGUUGGGUCUAUGCUCAUGCAGAGUUUCUGUGGCUAUGUCGAUGAAAAUGCACUAGACGCCUUUGUUUUAUCCUCGCCUGCUGGUAUUCCACUAUACUCUAAGUUCGGAUUCAAAGCAGUCGGUGUUGUUGAAACAAAGCAAGGAAACUUUACUAGCAUGCUAAGGACUUCAGGCCUUAGCCUCUAG